Molecule: messenger RNA, 1020 nt
Organism: Caenorhabditis elegans
Lineage: Eukaryota; Metazoa; Nematoda; Chromadorea; Rhabditida; Rhabditidae
Gene: sra-20
Product: Serpentine receptor class alpha-20
Exons: 5
Coding region: 1-1020 (339 amino acids)
Biological process (GO): G protein-coupled receptor signaling pathway; sensory perception of chemical stimulus
Cellular component (GO): membrane
Molecular function (GO): G protein-coupled receptor activity
Source: RefSeq, marked reviewed
AUGAACAAAACCGCCGAAGAGCUUGUCGAAAGCUUAAGAUGCGCUUCCGAAGGUUUAACCAAUGCUUUAACCUCGAUCACUGUGAAAGUCAGCUUUGUAUUUCUUGCGACAGUUAUUCUCCUAAGCUAUUAUUUUGCUGUGCUGGCAAUCCGGGCUCUUUGGAACAAUAAUAUAUUCUCAAAUUCAACAAGACUAAUUUUAAUUGUGUGUUUGUUGAAUUCGGUUGUCCACCAGUCUACAAUGAUGGAGAUACGGAUCCGCCAGGUAUACCGAAGUUUUGUUUAUUCCUCCGAACCUUGCCGCCUACCCUUCCACUUCACAGACUGUGAAGUCGAACUUUAUUUCUACUACCUCACAAACUAUUUCUCCACGUAUUCAGUGUUCUCUCUCACUUUUGACAGACUAAUAUCCUACUUUUUUCCAAAGUGCUACAUUUCUUAUCCGUACCAAGUCUCUAUCUCUCUUCUUAUUAUCCAACUUGUUUUCACACUCGGUACGUAUUAUUUCGGAUUAUAUGGAGUUCCAAAACUUGGCUAUGUGCCAAUUUGCAACUAUGCCCCAAGACUAGCAACUAACUUUGUGAAAAUCAAUGAUUUCCGCACCACGAUCAUGGUUUUCUGCAUUAUAGUCACUAUAUUCAUAUAUUACUUAAAUGUUAAGUCAGAGAAGCAAAUCAAGCGAACGAGCUAUUCGCUUGGAGAACAAUAUCUGGCGCGCGAAAAUGUUGCGACAUCUCAAUCAGUGUGCAUAUUAAUUGUUCUCCAGUUCGUCUGCAUUUCGGUGUCCUCGUUUGGCGUUAAUUAUAUCAAAUCAAUCAAAAGCACGCUUUCUGAUGAGGAGUACAACAAGAUCGCUCCGUUUGUUGUGGGAGUAACCUACGCGAAUCUAUGCCUUCCACUUGUCAUCUACUUCAAGACAAAAUUAACAAUUCGAAAGAGGAGGAUUCGAAUUGGAGUUAUGACGUCAGUCUAUGGAGAUGUCGGAGAGCAUAUCAAUCGGCUGAAGAAAAGCUGGGAAUAA